Messenger RNA from Enhydra lutris kenyoni (northern sea otter), 2716 nucleotides. It is a transcript of the gene FAM161A, whose product is annotated as family with sequence similarity 161 member A. Gene Ontology annotation, biological process: cilium organization. Gene Ontology annotation, cellular component: cilium; ciliary basal body; photoreceptor connecting cilium. The transcript is spliced from 7 exons. Bases 12 to 2174 code for a protein of 720 amino acids. NCBI's taxonomy places the organism in Eukaryota, Metazoa, Chordata, Mammalia, Carnivora, Mustelidae. The record is from RefSeq and is a predicted model, not a curated record.
UCGGCGGCGCAAUGAUGGCCGCCUCGCCUCGAGCGGCGAAGCUGGAGGCCUCCAGUCUCCAAACUCCGGAAAAUCCCAGCAUCGGAGCGCAGGUCGCCCAGAAUGAACGCGAAGACCCUUCGGAGGCCCUGGUGGCGGCGGCGGCAGCCUUAGAGGAGGAAGAAGGCGACGAAGAGGAGAAGGCGGUGCUGCCGGCGCCGGCGGGGGCUGAUUUUAACACCCACAUUUCUGAGGUGGACGAACAAACACAUAUAAGCAAGGAGGACUUUGUGGACUUUUCUGAUAUAUACCACUCGAAUGAAGAGUAUUUUAGGAAGCUAGAAGAGCUGAAAGCUGCCCACUUGGAAACUAUGGCAAAGUUAGAGAAGAUGUACCAGAAUAAAUUAAAUUUAAAAGAAGUUCAGCCAGUGAUCAUCAGGGAAGAAGCUUCUAGUGUCUCUUCCACGUCUGAUUCAGAAAAGAACUCCUAUCACACUAUCUCAUUAAUGACAUCAUUUUCAGAGCCUGAUUUAGGGCAGCCUUCCUCCUUGACUAUGUCUUCCUCUGAAGAUGAGUUGCCGAACUCAGAAAAAGAGUAUCCUGAGAAAAAGAGGGUGAUGAGCUAUGCUAAAGAACUCAUUAACAACAUGUGGACAAAUUUUUCUGUUGAAGAUUAUAUUCAGUAUAAAGAUGCUGAUUUCCCUGCAGUUGAAAAAACAAAGAAGAAACCAAGAGAAUGGGUGCCAAAGAUUACAGUACCUGAGCCUUUUCAAAUGAUGAUUAGGGAACAGAGGAAAAAAGAAGAGAACAUGAAAUCUAAAUCAGAUAUUGAAAUGGCACACCAAGUGCUCAGAGAACAAGAAGAAUCAGAGUGUAAGAAAAAAUUCCGAGCCAAUCCAGUUCCUGCAUUCGUCUUUCUCCCCCUUUAUCAUGACAUAGUCAAGCAAAAUGAAGAACGCAGGAGGCGUUUGAAGGAAAAAACCAAAGAAGCUCUUUUGGCCUCACAAAAACCAUUUAAGUUUAUUGCAAGGGAGGAACAGAAGCAAGCAAUCCGGGAAAAGCAGCUGAGAGACUUAUGCAAGUCUAAAAAGAAAACAAAUCAAUUUAAGGCCAGACCUAUACCUCGAUCUACUUAUGGCUCAACCUCCAAUGAAAAAUUAAAAGAAGAAGAGCUCUAUAGAGAGAUUGUGACGCAGCUGAGGGCCCAAGAGCUUUUGCAGUAUUCAUCUCCUCUGCCUUGUAGGUCAGGUCGCAGAAGCUGUGCUCCAAGGAAGCUCAAGUGUCCUGAACAGGUUGAAAAGUUGAAGUGUAAACACAAGUUGAGAUGCCAGACUGCCGAUUUUGAAGACCUUCCUGAGAGAUACCGGAAACAUCUCUCAGAACAGAAGUGUUCAAAACUCCUAACCGUUGGCCGUAAACCGUCUGGUCUUCAUGUGGCCUCUAGCGCAUCCACUAAAAGAGAGAAAACUCUGGCAGACAUUGCAGCAGAUGAAGAACAUUUAAAAGAAACACGGCCUAAUCUCUCUCCAAGGCACAGACUGACAGUAAGAAGUGCAAGUGCAAAGCCUGUGCCUUGUAACUACAACCCUCCAGUGCCCACAGUGUCUUCCAGAGGAAGAGAGCAAGCCACGAGGAGAUCACUUGAGGAAAAGAAAAUGUUGGAAGAAGAGAGAAAUCGGAUCCUAACUAAGCAGAAGCAAAGAAUGAAAGAAUUGCAGAAACUCCUGACAAUCCGGGCUAAGGCUUAUGACUCACAUCAAAGUUUAGCUCAAAUGUCUAAAUCCAGAGUCAAAUCUCUCAGAAAGAGUGAAAAGGAAAGGAUGAGAGAAUACCAACGAGAACUAGAAGAAAGAGAAGAAAAAUUAAGACACAGGCCGCUACUAUUUGAAAGAGUUGCUCAGAAAAAUGCAAGAAUGGCAGCAGAAAAGCAUUAUUCUAACACCCUAAAAGCACUAGGACUGUCUGAUGAGUUUGUUUCAAAGAAAGGCCAAAGUGGAAAAAUAAUUGAGUACUUCAGCAAUCAAGAGAUGAAGAGCUUCGCUGAAGAUAAAGAAAGCUUUGAGGAAGAAGAAAAAAGAGAAGAAAGAGAGAGUGGGGAGGAAAAUCAUUUUAUGGAUACGAACAGCCAGGAUUCUUACAAGGAAAAAGAGGAAGCUGAUGAAGAGAGCGAAGAAGAGAAAUCUGUUAAGGAGUAACACAGUCCCUACGGCUCUCCCAUCUGCGCCUGCACUGUCGAUGGCAGCCGUGGGCCUAACCAUCCAUGCUUGUGGUGUGAAGAACAUCUACAAGAGCCCUCCAACAGGUACAGGGCUCUUGAGCAAAGUCAUCUGUAACCUGAAAAGGCCCAAGUCCAGCCAAACUGUUGUUCAGGUCAUUUAGGGUAAGGCUCUGCCUAGUCAAGUUUUUUAAUCACUCCUGAUGGUUCGCAACUUUGAUCUUACUUGUAUUCUUUAAAAGAGCAUUUGAGAAUCAUAGUUGUCACAAACUGAUUGGUUAGAAAAGUAUAUGUUACUUCUGUAUUUGGUGUGGAAACAAAUGGCAUGGCAUUGAGAGCAGAAGUAUUGGCUUUUGGUGAUUCAAAAAAAUUUUUCUGGAAAGUCUGAAUCAAUAAAUCUUCAAAUUAUACUAUUUGCCCAUUCUUUUCCUCUGUGAUACAUCUCACAAAAUGAAUCCUCACACUUGUUUUACUGGGUAUUUAAAGUUUCUUAUCUGAGCCAUUUUUUAAAAAGCAAUAAAA